This is a messenger RNA of Andrographis paniculata, 759 nucleotides long. RefSeq names its product cytokinin riboside 5'-monophosphate phosphoribohydrolase LOG8-like. Gene Ontology annotation, molecular function: hydrolase activity, hydrolyzing N-glycosyl compounds. The transcript is spliced from 7 exons. Gene Ontology annotation, cellular component: cytosol; nucleus. The coding region runs from base 82 to 702 and encodes 206 amino acids. NCBI's taxonomy places the organism in Eukaryota, Viridiplantae, Streptophyta, Magnoliopsida, Lamiales, Acanthaceae. The record is from RefSeq and is a predicted model, not a curated record. Gene Ontology annotation, biological process: cytokinin biosynthetic process.
CAGAGCAGCAGCAUUUCAUUGAUUAGCUGGAGCGGCUCUCUUUAAUUUCUCACUUGGGCUUAGCCUUAAAGAAUAAGAACAAUGGUCAAUUUCAAAAGGGUUUGCGUUUUCUGUGGAAGUAACUUGGGGUAUAGAAAGAUAUUCAGUGAUGCAGCACUUGAUCUCGGGCAAGAACUGGUAAGGAGGAAGAUGGAUCUUAUAUAUGGUGGAGUAAGCAUUGGCCUCAUGGGUUUGAUUUCUCAGACAGUGUAUGAUGGCGGACGCAGCGUUCUCGGAGUUAUUCCCACAGCUCUUGUCCCCAUAGAGAUAUCAGGGCACGCCGUGGGAGAUGCAAUGGUUGUCUCGGAUAUGCAUCAAAGGAAGGCUGAAAUGGCUCGUCGGGCCGAUGCUUUUAUUGCACUGCCCGGGGGCUAUGGAACUAUGGAAGAGCUGCUUGAGAUGAUAACUUGGUCACAGCUUGGAAUUCAUAACAAACCAGUAGGACUCUUGAAUGUUGAUGGUUACUACGUCUGCUUGUUAGGAAUUUUCGACAAACGCGUGGAGGAAGGAUUCAUCAAACAACAUUCAGCAAGAAGUAUUGUGAUAUCAGCCAAGACUGCCGGAGAGCUUAUAGACAGGAUGGAGGAGUACACACCAUCGCACACUCAGGUAGCUCUGAGCAGAAGUUGGAAUGCUGAAGGCCCUGGAAGUGAAAACUUAUAGCCAUUGCCUCGUCGUGGAUCACUAUAAGAUUGCAGCUGUGUUUAGAAGCUUUAUGCC